Molecule: messenger RNA, 693 nt
Organism: Actinia tenebrosa (Australian red waratah sea anemone)
Lineage: Eukaryota; Metazoa; Cnidaria; Anthozoa; Actiniaria; Actiniidae
Source: RefSeq, a predicted model, not a curated record
AUGUCUGUCCUCUUGAGUACCCCUGACAAACCUAUAAAGGAAACAACAGUGCGGGACAUAUUUACGACAUUUAUACAGUUAAUGUAUAAAAUUUUCAGAGAAAUGGAAGAUGUUAUGUUUCCCACAAGAGAAACAUUACGAAGAUUUCUUCCCAGAGUUUUCAAGACCAUGAAGAAUGCUCGAUGCACUGUUGACUGUACCGAGUUCAGGAUCCAGACCUCAAGAAAUUUUGCUCAGCAAGGUAAUACCUACUCUCAGUACAAGCAUUCAAACACAUUUAAAUGCCUCAUUGCUGUUACACCAAAUGGUGGUGCUUGUUUUGUGUCAGACUUGUUUGAAGGAGACAUUAAUGAUGUUCAGAUCUUUGAAGAGAGUGGUAUACUCAAACACAUAAAUCCCUAUGAUGUCAUACUGGUGGACCGAGGGUUUGCUGUGCAGGACUUGCUGAAUCCUCUGCAGGCAAGAAUCAUGAUUCCAGCAUUUUUAAAAGGGAGGAAAAAUUUGAGUGUAGCAGAGGAGCUAUCAACAAGGAAAAUAGCAAAGGCCAGAAUUCAUGUUGAGAGAUUCAACCAGCGUUUGAAGAGCUUUAAAAUACUUGGAAAAACAAUUCCACUUUCACUUGCUCCCAUUGCCACACAGAUGGUUGUUGUUGCAUGUGGACUGGUUAAUUUCCAGCAAACAUUGUGCUCAUAA